This is a messenger RNA of Paramecium sonneborni, 873 nucleotides long. NCBI's taxonomy places the organism in Eukaryota, Ciliophora, Oligohymenophorea, Peniculida, Parameciidae. The record is from the annotation of a GenBank genome assembly.
AUGUUAAACAAUUGGGGCAGAAUGCUGGCUAUUACUAAUAAUACUUUCCAUCUAAUCUUUAUUACCAAACACAAUAGAAAUCACAAUUUAAUGUUGAACAUUUUACCAGUUUUCCUCUUAUAUUUAAUUUUCUUUCUAAAUCAGAUAAAAAUAAUUAAAAUUCUGAUUAAUUUUUUGUUUGUAAGUAAGUUUCUCCGUAAGAUUAAAUUAAUAAACAUAAUUUUGAUUAAAGUGNUAAUAAGAAUCAAUAAUCUAAAGUUUAAGUAUAUAAAAAAAAAUCUAAGAAUUGAAAAAUCAAAAGGCUAUCAAUCAGUAUGAAAAAUUUAAUAUACAAUGGUAAGAAUUUAAUGAAAAAUUGAAAAAUAAAAUUGCUUAAAGAUCAAAACAGCCAAAUCUUCUUGAUUAACAGCAAUGUAAUUCUAUAUUCUAUUGAGAGAUUAUAAUACAAAAGUAGAAACUUUAAAUAUGCUUUAAUCUAUCUAAAAUCAAUUAACAGAUGAUGAAGAAGUAUAGAAAAAGAAACUUAAUCCACUUGGAAAUCUAUUUCUAAAAUAAAGAAAAAUUUUUAAAUUAAAAACAGAGCCUUAAUCUAUCAAAAAUGUGGUUCAUAAUUUAAUUGCUAAAGAAAGACUUUUUUAUGUUCCAAAUUCUCAAAAAUUAAAAAGUAGUAUUUUAAAUAAUGAACCUAUAUAAAGAGAUAGAUGUAAAUCAGAAUUUGAUGAGUUAAAUGUAUAAAUUGUAAAUAUAAUAAAGGUUUCUGGGACAAGUGUUUAUGAUAAAGAAUUUUAAUCAAUAAAAUAAAUACCAGAUAGAUAAAAUUAAAGAUAUAAAUUAUUUAAACACAAACCAAUAGAUAAACAUUCUGAUAUUUGA